AACUCCUCAAUGAAACGAAACUUUAAUGAGGGACGAGGAAGUCAGUUUAUCUGUAGGAUCGUAUCCUUUAUACGUUGAUAUUGACUUGGAAUAUACAAUACAUGCUCAUAUUUGGUGUCGUAAUGUUUGCACGUGAUUUAAUGUUGGAUCAUCCAAACAAUAAUUGGUCCGGUAUAAUUCAUUUUUAACUUAGGACUUGCAAACUCUGCUAUAUUAAUGUCUCAUUCUCUGCGACGCAUAGGCAAUACAAGUUAUUCCGCCGCACGCUAGAUGAUGCUGCAGCCCCUGCCACUGGGAAACCCGGCAGCCGUUUGCAGGAGAACGGAGGGCUCGUAAUGCGAUCCCUCAGCCGUUAUUUUACUGUUUCUAUAAUGCUUAACUGCGAUCAAAGCAUUAUAUCUUUCAACAAAUGCCCAUUUUCGUAGGAAGAACUAACACGGAUGUCCCUGUGAUGUGUCUAAGAAUGAAAACCCCGCCCCUCGUUCUGUGGUAAUGUAGAUAGCACCAUGUUGGAUAAAACCGUUGCUAAAGACCAACAUCAUGGGCAGUGCUCAGACUGUGGAUGCAGCUUGGACUUUGACACAACCUCUGCUUCAUCCCCUCCUUCCAAGUGUGCAUCCUGCCAGGCGGGCAGCAGCCCCCCUAACGGGCGGCGCCCACACCGCCGCCUCCGCCUGGACCCUCACAGCUGCAGCCUGUGCUCCAAAACCUUCAUCUCUUCCGCCCACCUGACCCUUCACCUGGCAUCCCACAACAAGGAGAGAAAAUUCAGAUGUAGCACCUGCGGUAAGUACUUCCAUCAGUCCUCCCACCUGGUGGCACACAAGAUAAUACACAGCGGGGACCGGCCAUUUAAAUGUUCGGAGUGUGGCAAGACCUUUGGCCGGGCCUCACAUCUGAAGACCCACCAGCGGCUCCACACAGGCGAGAAGCCCUUCAAGUGCACCUACUGUGACAAGUCAUUCACACAGAAGGCUGGACUCCUGGCUCAUGUUCGUCUACACACAGGGGAGCGGCCAUACAAGUGUGAGCAGUGUGGUGCUGGUUUUCGCUCUCUGCCCCUCCUGCUCGCUCACAAGGCUGAGGAGGCGUCUGGAAAGGUGAAACCAGCACCAGCUCCGGCACAGACGCAGAGUAGCAGCGAGGAUCUGAAGUGUGGCGUCUGCUGCCGCACCUUUGUACGAUCAUCAUACAUCAGGCUGCACAUACGCCUCAACAAAGGACAGCGGCCUUAUCACUGCAAAGUGUGCAACAAGACCUUUGUCAAGCUGGAUACGUUUGUGAACCACUGUGACAAACACUUGAGGCAGAAAAGUGCUAAAAGUGGGGAAACAGAGGUUGAAGACAAAGUUGUUAAACCCCCCAUGUUUGUCCCGCUCUCCAGGCGUCCUUCUCCUGAAUCCUUACCCACGCAGCCUUUAUCCUCAGAGGUCAACACGCGCUCCAGAGCUAAAGCAAAGAGUAAAACAGAGCCAUAACCAAUGAGAGUGCAUCCACAGACAAAAAAGAAAUGUGCCAUGACAGUUCUGCCAUUGCUGAUAAUAACAAAUGCAUGAUAGGAGUGUUAUGUUGAUGAUAAAAAAAAAAAAUGAAUGAACGCAACAUUUGAAAUUCAAUAACUCCCAAAACGUUAUUUUAUUUGUAUCACAGAGUUUACUUUUUGUACAGUCAUUUUACUUAAAAAUAAUGAAUGUUAUUUAAUAUCUCUAGGUAAAAUGUAAUGCCUAUUUGAACUCAUUAGGAUAAUUAAGAAUUUAAGUGGCAUACAAUGUUCACUCUAAUCUUCGAAUAUACAAAAAUGAUUCAUCUCAAACCAUUAUAAAUUAUGGUUAAUCUGUUUCUGUUUAUGGUUAACACUUGAAUUUAAUAUGUCAAUUGCCUAUUGUAAAACAAUAUGCACAUAAGAGUAAAAAUAAACACAAAAGCUUCUGCUUUUUGCACAUGAGACCACAAAUAUCUGUUCAAAACUGUUUGUUGUUUCCGGUUUCAACCAUUGUCUCAAUAAAGCCUUUUUCCACCUAG
Messenger RNA from Eleginops maclovinus (Patagonian blennie), 2022 nucleotides. Its product is annotated as zinc finger protein 239. The transcript is spliced from 2 exons. The coding region runs from base 507 to 1478 and encodes 323 amino acids. The record is from RefSeq and is a predicted model, not a curated record. NCBI's taxonomy places the organism in Eukaryota, Metazoa, Chordata, Actinopteri, Perciformes, Eleginopidae. Gene Ontology annotation, molecular function: DNA-binding transcription repressor activity, RNA polymerase II-specific; RNA polymerase II cis-regulatory region sequence-specific DNA binding. Gene Ontology annotation, cellular component: nucleoplasm. Gene Ontology annotation, biological process: regulation of transcription by RNA polymerase II.